AUGAAAACAGGCGCACUUUCUUCGAAAAAUGAUACUUUUUCACUUGAAAAAUGGAAUUCUUACUACAGCAAAUUAUAUUUACCAAACACCGUUCUUCUUACUAUAUGGCUUAUCAUCGGAACGCUUGGAAAUGCAACUGUAAUUUUCGUUUACCAAAAAGGGUUGAAAAACAAAGGGCAUGGGCGCUUUUUCAUACCGAUCUUGGCAACUGUAGAUUUGAUGUGUGUUUCAGUAAGUGCUACAUUUAACAUAGUCCAGAUUACGGGACGUGUCACAUUUCCUGACUCGUGGAUUUGCAAAAUGUUUUUUUACUCAAUUCGGGUGAUUUUGACUCAUUCAAUGCUUAUUAUGACAGUGAUCGCUAUUAGCAGAUUUCAACAUAUUUGCCAUAUCAUAAAGUAUCAAAUUAAAACAUUUCAUUUGUGGAUCGCCAUUGCAGGUACCGGAAUAUUUAGUAUGUUGUCUUAUAUUCCAACUUUUUUUGCAUUUGGAACUGUCGAAGUUUACAAAGAAAACAUUACUGGGUACAAGUGUAAGGAAAUAGAUAAUGAUGCCAUUGCAUUGGAUAAAGGAAGUUUGUAUUUCAUGGCAGUCGUUCAUGGGACAAGUAUACUUCUCAUAAUUAUAUCAUACUUUUCGAUAGCAGUCUUUAUCUUUAAAGCAUACUGCAGACGCAGACGACAUACUAUGAAUAUAAAUACCAUUGAAUCGGAAAACGGGGGAAAUGGUUUAACAAUGCGAUCAGGUCCAAAAAAUAAACAAAUGAAGACACCUUUAUGGUCGUACCGAUUUACAUUAAUGUUUUUCACUCUACAAGUGUGUAUGCUGGUUGGCUAUAUACCUCAUGUUAUUGCAAUAAAGAAAGAAGAAGCAGAUCCUAAUUUCUGGGACAGGAAAAGUGACGAUAUUUCUAAAAAUGUUCAUUUGGCAAUGAGAUUGCUAUACUUUACAAAUGCUGUUAUCAACCCUUUCUUAUAUGGAUUUUUUGAUCCCGCAUUUCGAAGAAAACUUGUAUAUCUGAUUUGCAACAGAAAACGUACUGGGUUUGCUUAAACUAUACGCAAAAAGAAGUUUCUUUUUUUAAAGUAUGUCAGAAAUUAAUGGAAAGAAAUA
This is a messenger RNA of Magallana angulata, 1113 nucleotides long. Its product is annotated as substance-K receptor-like. Bases 1 to 1053 code for a protein of 350 amino acids. Gene Ontology annotation, cellular component: membrane. The transcript has a single exon. The record is from RefSeq and is a predicted model, not a curated record. NCBI's taxonomy places the organism in Eukaryota, Metazoa, Mollusca, Bivalvia, Ostreida, Ostreidae. Gene Ontology annotation, molecular function: G protein-coupled receptor activity; peptide binding. Gene Ontology annotation, biological process: G protein-coupled receptor signaling pathway.